Molecule: messenger RNA, 690 nt
Organism: Populus nigra (black poplar)
Lineage: Eukaryota; Viridiplantae; Streptophyta; Magnoliopsida; Malpighiales; Salicaceae
Product: UPF0481 protein At3g47200-like
Exons: 1
Coding region: 1-690 (229 amino acids)
Source: RefSeq, a predicted model, not a curated record
AUGCGUCGCCCCCGAGUAAAGGGAGGACUUCAUGGGGAUGACAAUGAUAUUAUACGAUCAGCGACAGAGAUUAAUGAAGCUGGAAUCCAGUUCAAGAAAAGUAAAAUUAAGAGCCUGAAAGAAAUCUCAUUCCAUCGUGGGGUCAUAGAGCUUCCUGUCAUUGAGGUAGAUGAUACCACCGAGGCAACCUUUCUGAAUCUGAUGGCCUUUGAGCGCUUCCAUGUUGGUGCAAGCAAUGAGGUAACAUCUUAUGUCUUCUUCAUGGACAGUAUCAUUGACAAUGAGAGGGACGUUGCCCUCCUAAACUCGAGAGGAAUUAUCCAGAACGCUAUUGGAAGUGACAAAGCUGUCGCUAAACUGUUCAACUCUCUCUCUAAGGACAUUGCGUUGGAAUCCAACAGUAACCUCCAAGUGGUGCAAAUGCAUGUCAAUGCUUACUGCAAGAAGCCUUGGAAUGCGUGGCGUGCCAAUCUCAUUCACACCUAUUUCAGAAAUCCUUGGGCUAUUCUGUCUGUUAUUGCUGCACUCAUCCUCUUUGCCCUCACUAUUGCUCAAACUGUAUAUUCUAUAGUACCUUACUACAGGUCAAAUAACUCUACAUCGCUCUCUCCUCCUAUGGUUUUUGCGGCUCCCCCUCCCCUUUCAACUCCUCCUCCUAUGCAUCCUCCAAAACUAUCACGCCGCCAUUGA